AGAAACAUGGAGAAAAUAAGAGUUAAAAGAAGAAAGAAAAGGAAAUAAUUUUAGAACGAAGGGACUAUUUAUUUCCUCACGUUUGACGUGAUUUUACUGAUAUUGAAAUAAUAAAAAGAAAUGGUUGUGGCCAAAGGGAAAAAGAACAGAAAGAAACACAAGGGUCAUCCCAUUCGACUGAGAAGAAAGGAGGACAUUGAAACUAGGGGAGGAGAGAGAUCUGAAGGAAGCCGUUGUCUGUCUGGUAAUGGAAGGUGGGUCCCCAGACCAGGAAUCAGUUGGGUCUGGGACAAAAAGGUCCACUUUAUCGUCUGCCAGUAAAUCUCGUAACGGCAAGGAAUUUUUCUACAGAUUUAUUGAUUGUGAAAUUUUUACUGCAAAUCUUGAAGACUGGUUUCAGUCAAUAUAUGAGAAGUCAGCACCAAAGACGCCUGCCUUCGAUGUACCUUUUGAGUUGAUAGAGCUUCAAAAUUUUGACUAUGCUUUGGAAGGGGUUUCGUUCCAACAGCUUAUUCGGAUGCCAAAUGCUGUUUAUGCUUCAACAUCUGAUGCUGCUGAAGCAACUGCUUAUCUUGCUGUUGAAGAUUUUUUACAUGCAACCGUGAAGGGCUUGUGGGAGGCAUUUUGGAGUCAGGAUGAACCCAUGCCUUUCUCUGUUGCCUGUCUUUACAAAGAAAAUUUAAAAUUUUACCAGGCAGAGAAGGCAAUAGCUAGUGGGAAGCUUGGAAGUUUAUGUGCUACUGGUUUAUUGCUUAAGAACCCAAGACAUCCUCAUGGAAAGUGGGACAAUCUUCUCGAACUGGCUCUUUUGAGGCCUGAUAUCCGAAGCCUUGCUGUGGAAAGCGAACAACAUCCUUCUCUGCAUGUUCUAGGUGAGGCUCUUUUUUAUGCUUUGCGCAUGCUCAUAUCAAGAAGGUUAAGUAGACAGAAUUUUCCUCUGGGUUCAAAUUCUGUCUUUGUUCUUCUUGUUGAUUCUCAAUAUGGCGGGGUUGUGAAAGUUGAAGGAGAUGUAAAUAAAAUGGACUUUGAUGUGAAUAAUGUCUAUGAGUGUGCUGCUGAGUGGAUACAAAAGCAUGCUAGAAUUGCUGUAUCUCCAGUUGAUAGGAUCUGGAACAAGCUUGGAAAUGCCAAUUGGGGAGAUAUUGGUGCUUUGCAGGUAACUUUUGCAACUUUUUACUGUAUUAUGCAGUUUGCUGGCCUGCCUAAACAGUCCAUUGAAGACUUAGCUGCUGACCAUGGUUCUCGCCUCCAAACAAGGAGAGUGGAGAGGCAAUUGGGGGAUACUAGAGUGAAUGGGAGUGGUUUAUUUAGGCUCCAGCAGCAUGGUGUCUCUCCCGAAAUUGUUGAAGUUCUGGAUGAAUCUGUCAAAAUUGAGUCCGAGUUGCUAAAGCUGGAAGUAGGAUCUGUAUUAUGGUUGGAGGAUUCAAACUGGGAAAGAAGUUAUCAGAUUAACCAAGUCAGGAGUAAUGGUGAACUUCCUUGUUACAUUGCAUCACCAGUUGAAGACCCAGGAAAGUCCCUCUUUCUCUAUGUGGGUUCUCAUCCUUCUCAGCUGGAACCGGCAUGGGAAGAUAUGAAUUUGUGGUAUCAAGUUCAGAGGCAAAGCAAAGUAUUGACUAUUAUGAAACAGAAAGGCCUAUCUAGCAAGUAUCUGCCGCAAUUAAUUGCAUCUGGAAGGAUUAUUCAUCCUGGUGAGUGUCGGAGACCCAGUUCAGGUGGAAACUGUGAUCACCCUUGGUGUGGCACCCCUAUUCUUGUGACCAGCCCGGUUGGUGAAACGGUUGCUAAUAUGGUUAGUGAAGGUCAAUUUGGUGUGGAUGAGGCUACCAGGUGUUGUCAUGACUGUUUAUCUGCACUUUCUACUGCCUCUUCUGAUGGCAUUAGGCAUGGGGACAUUCAGCCUGAAAAUGUGAUUUGUAUGAGGUCUGGUGAAGGGCAUCCUUAUUUUGUCCUAAUUGGUUGGGGACAUGCUAUUUUGGAAGAUAGGGACCGCCCUGCAAUGAACCUUCAUUUUUCAUCUACUUACGCUCUACAGGAGGGAAAGUUGUGCUUAGCAUCGGAUGCUGAGAGCCUGGUUUACAUGCUUUAUUUUGCAUGUGGAGGUGCUUUGCCUGAUCUUGAUUCUGUUGAAGGGGCACUACAGUGGAGAGAGACCUCUUGGUCUAGGAGAUUGAUUCAACAGAAAUUGGGUGAUGUCUCAACGGUAUUGAAAGCAUUUGCUGAUUAUGUUGACAGUUUGUGUGGAACGCCAUAUCCUAUGGAUUAUGACAUAUGGUUAAGACGGUUGAAGAUUGGUACUCAUGAGGAAGAUCACGGGAAGGAAGUUGACGCAUCUACCUAGAAUUAUGUUGUAAAAGCCAAUCUGGCGUGAAUUAAACGACUCAAUCAUCUUCAUACAAGUAUUUCUUGCUAACUAUGACAGUAUUUUUUACUUGAGAUCUCCGAUACUUGAAGGUUAUUGUUGAACUCAUUGGGUGCUUGGAAUUUCAUCUCCAGGGACCUGACUAUUCAAAAUUAUGGCAGUGGUUGCAAUUCUCCCAUGGACCAACUCAAAUUCAAUAGUAGUUAUAUCUUCAGUUUUCUAUGGAGCUUCUUGGUUUCUGGAAAAAUGAGGCACGCUGGUGAGCAUGACCGAGAACGUGUUCUUGUAGCGUGCUCCUGGACUGGGUUUGGAGGAUAUUCUGAAUUUGUGUGGACGGGGUUCCCACAUUCUGUACAGGAUAUGAAGGAUUAUUUCGUGGUUUCUUGUUUUCAACUUUUUUGUCUCUCCUUUGUAAAGAUACAAGCAGUCUGGUAGCCAUUCCUGUUGGCCUUGUAACAGGUCUGAUGUUUGACAAGAUGAUCGAAAGGACAUCAUCAUUUCCUGUAAAUGAAUCGUGAAGUAGAGCUAUGACGUUUCUGAUUUCGAUUGAUAAUGUUGUUGCCAGUUGUUACAUCUUUUUGGGUCGUCCAAGUCUUUUGCAAAUCUUAAUUGUUAUUUGUACAACUCUUCAAUUUUCUACUUUUCUUGGCCAGCUCUGCCAUUUCAAUAACUAUCAUAGAAAGUAGCUUUUAAUUUUAUGUUGACACGGGCGCAUGCAUACACACAUAUAUAUAUAUAUAUAUAUAUAUAUAUAUAUUACUUAUUAAUCUGCAUGUGUGUCGAGCUUUGUUGUAGAAUAUUUUUUUUAUUUAUGAAUAUUUGUAUU
Molecule: messenger RNA, 3188 nt
Organism: Durio zibethinus
Lineage: Eukaryota; Viridiplantae; Streptophyta; Magnoliopsida; Malvales; Malvaceae
Source: RefSeq, a predicted model, not a curated record